UUUUUUUGCCAUUGCAAGACUAGAAUUGCUCAUCAUACAGAACAGUUACUCCCAUCAAGUUCUGUUACCUGUUACCAUACACAUGUGAAUCCAUGUUCAUGUACAUUCCAACAACUUUAUAAACUUUCUUUUUAUGCUUGACAUGAAUGAAGGGAUAAAAAUAUCAGGUCUUGGAUUAAAGAUAAAAUUGUUCUUAAACAAAAUGGAAACAGACCCUGAUGCACAAAUAGGCAAAGAACAGAAAAUCAAGGCCAGCUUAUAUUUUAGUAUAAAGCAGAUAGCCAAAGAAGUGGAGGAGGAAAUGGAAGUUUCUAUUAGUGCUCCAGUUCUUGCCACUCUAUGUGAGAGCUUAGUUCGACAAGCAGAAUGUUAUGCACUGGAUCUGGAAAAUUUUGCUAAACAUGCUAAGAGAACAACCAUAAAUGUAGAUGAUGUCAAACUGUUGGCAAGAAGAAACAGUGCAAUGUUGGAACAUUUAAACUCACUAUCAGAAGAGCAGUUGGCACAGAAGAAUGUCAGCAAGCCUUCAAAGAAGUCUACAAAAAGCAAACAGACUACUCAUGAUGAUUUAGAUAAUUGACUACAAGUAUGGUAUUCAGCUUUAUAAUCAAAGGAAACUCCCUGAACCACAGUGUUUGGCUUAAAGACAGUUAAUGCUGUUGUUGAAAGAAUCUGUCCCCAGUAUUUGGACAGCACCACUGGAUGUA
This is a messenger RNA of Physella acuta, 707 nucleotides long. RefSeq names its product centromere protein S. Lineage: Eukaryota; Metazoa; Mollusca; Gastropoda; Physidae. Gene Ontology annotation, molecular function: protein heterodimerization activity; chromatin binding. Gene Ontology annotation, biological process: replication fork processing; resolution of meiotic recombination intermediates. The record is from RefSeq and is a predicted model, not a curated record. Gene Ontology annotation, cellular component: FANCM-MHF complex.